AUGAACUCACGUCCGAGUCAAGAAACAGGCCGUGAAAGAUCAGGAGCCCCCCGUAAUACACCAGCGAUAGUAAUCACCACCGAUCUAGCCAAUUACCGCGCCGUGGUUCAGCAGUACACGGUAUCUCCAUCCGCUAUAGCUUUUGGGUCGGAUCCAUCCGCCGGAUCUUCCCAACAAGUUCCUCCGGCGGAUGGUGGAGGAGGAGGAGGUUCGGCUCCGUCGUCUAAGGAGGGGACUAGUAGUAAUACGUCUUCUUCGAAGCUGCCAUGA
Brassica napus (rape) is the source of this 270-nucleotide messenger RNA. Its product is annotated as VQ motif-containing protein 22. The transcript has a single exon. NCBI's taxonomy places the organism in Eukaryota, Viridiplantae, Streptophyta, Magnoliopsida, Brassicales, Brassicaceae. The record is from RefSeq and is a predicted model, not a curated record. Bases 1 to 270 code for a protein of 89 amino acids.